Molecule: messenger RNA, 895 nt
Organism: Sphaerulina musiva SO2202
Lineage: Eukaryota; Fungi; Ascomycota; Dothideomycetes; Mycosphaerellales; Mycosphaerellaceae
Product: cytochrome c oxidase subunit IV
Exons: 3
Coding region: 133-651 (172 amino acids)
Biological process (GO): mitochondrial electron transport, cytochrome c to oxygen
Source: RefSeq, a predicted model, not a curated record
AACUGCACGUCUGCUCGACGAUAGCACACCCACCAACCUCCCACACGCCCCUGGGUACAGCCACCACCCCUGGAAGACACUCUCCCUCUCGUCGACUCGCUCCCGCGCUCCGCCCCGUCAUCCGCCGCCGCAAUGCUCCGAACAACACCUCUUCUCCGUCAAUCCCUGACCAGUCUGUCCUCCGCGCGCAAUCACACCCUCCAGCAAGUGCGAUGUGCGCACGCUAUUUCUAACCCGACUUUGGCCAACAUUGAGAAGCGAUGGGAGGCCAUGCCACCACAAGAGCAGGCCGAUCUCUGGAUGGCGCUGCGAGACCGUAUGAAGGUGGACUGGAAUGAGCUCACGGUACAGGAAAAGAAGGCCGCAUACUGGAUCGCUUUCGGACCACACGGACCUCGUGCGCAGACUCCUCCUGGCGAGAACACAAAGGUUUUUGCCUACACUGUCGUCGGUGUCCUCGCUGCUGCUGCCAUCUUUGGCUUCUCUCGACACUUUGCACGUGGAAAGCCAAGUACUUUGAACAAGGAAUGGCAGGAGGCCUCGAACGAGUACUUCAAGGAAAACAAAAUCGAGCCAAUCACUUUUAUUGGCGGCGAGGAUUACAAAGGAAAGGGUCUCGUGCAAUCACCGCCCAAGGGCAAGGACGAGUAGGCCCAGACUCAGGGGAGACGCGGCUCGCCGUAUCGUGUGUUGUACCACUUGUGAACAUAGACUGGAUGAAACGCACAUCUGAUGCAACUGUACUCUCUUCCCUUGCGUUAACUGUAGAACGAGUGUAGAUCCGGCACAGGCCCGAGUAUAGAGAGAUGAACAGGGAAGCAAGUUGAUCCGACGACCACUGUCCCACGAGCCGUAGUGCCACGAUAUGUACAGAGAAGAAGCACCCUCACUCUAG